CUAUGCGGACUGAGAAGAAGACAACUUCAUCUUGCUUACUGCAGCUAGCGUCUUCCUGCAAGAGAGCACAACAACCAGAGAGAUAGGGCAGACCAGGAUCAUCCAAGAAAUAUCCAAGAACUCCGAUGGCUGAUGAGUCAUGGAGGCUGCCAAACUCUGUGCAGCAACUGGCUUCCACCGUGCAGGAACCACCAAGCAGGUACUUGCUUAGAGAGGAUGAACCGCUUGGUAGGAACCUGGCUGGUACCGAGAUGCCGGAGCCCAUUCCAAUGAUCGAUCUCGGCCUGCUGUCAGCAUCCAACGAUGCGGAUGAAGCCGCCAAGCUGCGGUCAGCGUUGCUGACUUGGGGAUUCUUCCAGGUUUCCAACCAUGGAAUGGAGGCCUCUCUAAUGGAUUCUGUGAUGACUGCAUCAAGGGAUUUUUUUCGCCUACCGCUUGAAGAGAAAAGGAAGUACAGUAACCUAAUAGAUGGGAAACAUUUCCAGAUUGAAGGGUAUGGAAAUGACCAGGUGAAAACUCCAAAUCAAAGACUGGACUGGUCCGAUCGACUGCAUCUUAAAGUUGAGCCAGAGGACGAGAGAAACCUUGACCAUUGGCCCAUACGUCCAGAAUUUUUCAGGGAUGUUCUACACGAAUACACAUUGAAGAACAAGAAAAUCAAAGACGACAUCCUUCGGGCAAUGGCCAGGCUACUGGAGCUUGAAGAAGAUUGCAUCGUUAACCAGUUCAGCGACAAGGCUCUAACUUAUGCUAGAUUCAAUUACUAUCCUCCAUGUCCAAGACCUGAUCUUGUCUUGGGCAUCAAGCCUCACUCUGAUGUCUUCCCUCUUACGGUUCUUCUCAUGGAUAAAGAUGUCCAAGGACUGCAAGUUCUUAGAGAUGGAACGUGGUACAAUGUCCCAACUGUAUCUAACUACACCUUGCUGAUCAACGUUGGUGUUACCAUGGAGAUAAUGACCAACGGGGUCUUCAGGGGUCCAGUGCACAGGGUCGUGACAAAUGCUGAGAAAGAGAGGAUCUCGGUGGCCGUGUUCUAUGGUAUGGAUCCUGAGAAAGAGAUUGGACCGAUAGCUGAUAUGUUGAACGAGGAGCAGCCGGCGCGAUACAGGAAAAUGAAGAACAAGGACUUCCUAGUCGCGCACUAUGAACAUUUCACUCGAGGAGAGAGAGUUGUCGAUUCAUUAAAGAUAUAAGUACGGUGGGUUUUGUU
Molecule: messenger RNA, 1210 nt
Organism: Lolium rigidum
Lineage: Eukaryota; Viridiplantae; Streptophyta; Magnoliopsida; Poales; Poaceae
Product: protein SRG1-like
Exons: 4
Coding region: 126-1193 (355 amino acids)
Source: RefSeq, a predicted model, not a curated record